Messenger RNA from Seriola dumerili (greater amberjack), 1413 nucleotides. It is a transcript of the gene dmrt3a, whose product is annotated as doublesex and mab-3 related transcription factor 3. NCBI's taxonomy places the organism in Eukaryota, Metazoa, Chordata, Actinopteri, Carangiformes, Carangidae. Gene Ontology annotation, molecular function: RNA polymerase II cis-regulatory region sequence-specific DNA binding; protein binding; DNA-binding transcription factor activity, RNA polymerase II-specific. Gene Ontology annotation, biological process: male sex differentiation; regulation of transcription by RNA polymerase II. The coding region runs from base 1 to 1413 and encodes 470 amino acids. The record is from RefSeq and is a predicted model, not a curated record. Gene Ontology annotation, cellular component: nucleus. The transcript has 2 exons.
AUGAAUGGCUACGGGUCGCCCUACCUGUACAUGGGGGCUCCGGUGUCUCAGCCGCGGGCUCCGCUCCAGAGGACCCCCAAGUGUGCGCGGUGCAGGAACCACGGCGUGCUGUCGUGGCUCAAAGGUCACAAGCGCUACUGCCGCUUCAAGGACUGCACCUGCGAGAAGUGCAUCCUUAUCAUCGAGCGGCAGCGCGUCAUGGCGGCGCAGGUUGCGCUCCGGAGGCAGCAGGCCAACGAGAGUCUGGAGAGCCUCAUCCCGGAGUCCCUCAGAGUGCUGCCCGGCAUUGGCAUGGCCGGAUCCGGCGAGGGGAACCAGGAAACCCCGCCGAGGUCAGAGGAGCUGGAGCUGCGGUGGAGCAGCACGGAGCCGGUGCAGGCCGGAGCACAAACAUGCGCAGAGGACGGGCCCGAUGAGGCGUCGGGAGGCGAGAACGGGGGGAGCUCCAGUGAGAAGGAGCAGGACCCGGUCAGCUCCCCAGAGGAAUCCAAACCGAACUCCUGCUACACCCCGGAGCCUCCAGAAACCACCUCCCACCCGGAGGAGACCCGCUACAGCCUCCCCAAAGCCGGCAGCGCUGAGAAGGAGGCCAAGGCCGAGAGUCCUCACAAGUAUCCCGUCAGCCCCGGGGAGCAGAGCGUGCUGAUCGAAGGCCUCGCCGGCUCCAUCAACCUGCCCUUCAGCCUUCGAGCCAACAGGCCGCCGCUGGAGGUCCUCAAGAAGAUCUUCCCCGCUCACAAGCCUCCUGUGCUGGAGCUCAUCCUCAGAGGCUGUGGGGGGGAUCUGGUGGGGGCCAUCGAGGUGCUGCUGUCCAGCCGGAAUUCGGACGGGAGCGCGCACACGCACGCCGACCCGCACCCGGACGCCCUGGUGCUGCCUUCAAAUGGACACCUGUUCGAGCACACGCUGGGCUCUUACCACCCGGUGUCCUCCUCCGCCAAGUGGUCGGUGGGCUCCGCUUUCCGGGUGCCCGAGUCGCUCCGCUUCACGUCCGACUCCGCUUCGGGCGUGGUUUCCACGGGCCCGCUGGGUGUCCCCCUGCAGCACCCGUCCUUCCCGCAGCCCACGCGCUACCCGCUCAUGCUGCGCAACUCUCUGACGCGCAGCCAGGCCAGCCCCUUCGUGCACAACGACGUGACUCUGUGGAAUACCAUGGCCCUGCAGCAGCAGUACCAGCUCCGGUCAGCGGCCCAGUACGUAUCUCCGUUCUCCCCCGCAGCCCCCGCCGGCCCCGGGGGUUCCGUGUUCCGCAGCUCCCCCAUCCUCCCCUCCAGACCCUCCGAGGAGCAACGCAUCAGCAUCCAGGAGGAGAGCUGCACGCUGGGGCCCAAACCCGGCCUCUACUCCCCGGAUGAGGAGUACGAGGAGCGGUCUGACUCCGCAGACUCCCGCAUCCUGAGCUCAUCCACCUAA